AUUGAUGCCGAAAUUCUUCAAUAUCUUUCUUUCUUCAAAUCUUGAUAAUGAUUUCUCUAUGAUACAAAUACAAACUUAACCUCUUUAUUUCUCAACUCUUGUUCGAAUGUUCCCCUGAAAUUCAACCACUCCAAAACUAGAAAGAAAAGCAGGAAGAUAUGUCGGAGAAGCAGUCUCAGUUUCAGCCUCAGGCUCAGCCUAUGAAACUCGUCGUUUUAGCAGACCUUAAUGUGGAUCCUCCUGAAUUUGACGACGAAGAUACCAGUCCCGUCCUUUCUUCUGCACCGAUUCCUUCUAGGUUAAUGACCAAUGAAAUUAAUCUGGAAAAACCGCCCUCGUUAGUCAAAGAAACCAGUGAUGUUGUGGAAGGUGAAGGUAAAAAGCUAAACAAAGUGGGGAAAUGCCGUUCAAGAUCCGGAAAAGUGGACGACCAACUUGAUAAUGGAGUGGAUGCUGAAGGUGACCAACAUUCUCAAGGGGCUCCAUCUCGGGAAGAAAAAGUUAGCAGCCUGAAAACUGGAUUGAUAAAUGUAGCAAGGAAAGCUCCAAAAAAUGCACAUGCCCACUUUUUACUUGGUCUAAUGUACCAGAGACUGGGUCAGCCGCAGAAGGCUGUACCUGCUUAUGAGAAGGCUGAAGAGAUUUUACUCCGUUCGGAUGAGGAGAUUGAUAGGCCAGAACUGCUAUUGUUGGUCCAAAUGCAUCACGCACAGUGUCUCCUCCUAGAAAGUUUGGGAGAAUCCACUUCUGACAAGGAGCUUGAAACUGAAGAGUUGGAAGAGCUCAUUUCAAAGCUCAAAGAAUCAGUGCUGUCAGAUAUUAGACAAGUAUCUUUCUGGAACACUCUAGGUGUCAUUCUUCUUAAAAGUGGUCGUUUGGAGAGUGCUGUUUCAGUUUUGUCAUGUUUGUCAGCCUUGUCACCUCACAACUUGGAUUGCCAUGCAAAUCUUGGUCUUGCUCAUCUGCAAAGUGGAAAUUUGGAGGCUGCCUUGAAUUGCUUCCAGGAAAUAAUUCUAAAAGAUCAGAAUCAUCCAAGUGCUCUUGUUAAUUAUGCUGCCAUUUUGCUAUGCAUGCACGGUUCAACUGUUGCAGGUGCUGGAGCUAGUGUCGGUGAAGCUGGUGCAGAGUCAGAUUCUGCUGCAUCAAUCAAUGUGGCAAAGGAAUGUCUGUUAUCUGCAGUUAAAGCUGAUCCUAAAGCAGCUCAUACGUGGGCAAAUCUUGCCAAUGCAUAUGAUGUUAGUGGUGACUAUAGAAGCUCUAGUAAAUGCUUGGAUAAGGUAGCAAAACUAGAGCCCAACUGUAUGUCUACACGGUAUUCUAUUGCUAUUCACCGUAUCAAAGACGCAGAGAGGUCUCAAAAUCCCACUGAACAGCUAUCCUGGGCUGGAAAUGAAAUGGCUUCAAUAAUCAGAGAAGGAGAUCCUUUGUUGGUUGAUUCUCCAAUCACCUGGGCUGGACUUGCCAUGGUUCACCAGGCUCAGCAUGAAAUUGCAGCAUCAUUUGAAAGUGAACAGAAGGAGUUGAUGGAGGUGGAAGAGCAUGCUAAUAGUACCUUAAAGCAGGCAAUUGGAGAGGACCCGGAUGAUGUUGUACACUGGCACCAGUUGGGACUCCAUAGUCUUCGCACUCAGCAGUUUAAAAUAUCACAGAAGUACCUCAAGGUUGCAGUAUCUCGGUUAAAGGAAUGCAGCUAUGCUUGGUCAAAUCUUGGCAUAUCUCUACAGUUAACAGAAGAAACAUCUCAAGCAGAGAAAGCUUUUAAGCAAGCCUUAUCUUUGGCACCAUCUCAGCAAGCACAUGCGAUAUAUUCCAAUCUGGGGAAUUUCUACAGGCAGGUAAAGAAAUACGAUGUUGCCAAAGCAAUGUUUACAAAAGCACUUAAGCUUCAGCCAGGAUAUGCUCCUGCAUACAACAAUCUAGGUCUUGUGUUUGUCGCUCAGGGUUUAUUGGAAGAAGCAAGGUUUUGUUUUGAUAAAGCUUUACAGGCUGACCCUCUCUUAGAUGCUGCAAAAUCUAACAUGCUUAAAGUCUUGGCUUUGUCCAAGAUAUGCACAAGUUCUCCUUCAACCUUGUAGCGGAUAUAAUUUGGAGAGGACAUGAUGAUUCUGGAGAUAGUCUGUAGCAUUGGAGAUAGAUUCUGUGAAAAUAGCAAGAUGGUUUGGCAUGCAUCCUCUUGAACGUUAUUGCAUGACAUAAUCGCUAUUUGAUAAGAUAGUUUGCGGAGAUUAAUCCAUUUGUCAUCAUUUCGUUGAUGCCAAAAAAGGAUAAGAUUGAUGCUUUGGCUGAAAAUUACUAAAAAAUUACUAAACUCUUGUGCGAUCAUUAGCCUGAUUUCUUGGCUGAGAUUCUCAAUUAGCUUUGGAAUACAGGUUAGCAUUUUUGGGUAUAAAGACGUCCGCAAUAACAGAAAAAUAAUGGGUUUUGUUCACUAAUCAAUACAUGAGCUUAUUGUCCACUCCAGUUGAUAGCUGUAAGAUUGUCAGCAUUUGAUCUGCAUGGAAAAGGGUUGAUGUAGCUAAAAAGCUUCUUCUCCUUUACCUCAUUGUGAUGAUAUUGAAGAGGUCUCUACCUUUAAUUCCUGCUAAGUGAAGUUUUAAGCUUUUGGCUCACUAGCUUUAGGAUGGUUGCUACUUUCUACUUGCUAGACAAUCAGUUCAUAGACAUAGGCAACUGCUUAGUACUUAAGGUUGUUCCUCUACCUGCUACUGAGGAAUUCUCCCUCUUCAGCAAUUUUUAUCAUGUCAGGAAAACCAGGAUGCUGCUCAGAUCAUCUAGUAUCGCACAAGGAAAGGCAUUUUGUCAAAACAAAAUCUUUUCAUCCCUUCAUGUAUGGAAACUGAAAGAAACUUAACCAAAAUAUUAUCACAAGUCCACCAUAUCGCCCUUCUGGCUCACUGAUCAGGUGAUCUCUGUUGCAGUAUAUAUUUCACGUGUCAAAUGGUGUCGACUUUUCCCUUUUGGUUUGAUAGUCAUUGAUCCUGAUGUAAUUAUUGGCUUUAUAUUUGUUUCUUUCGGUAUUUCGAUGUGGCUGAACUAAAAACUUGUUAAAGAUUGGGUUUUGUUCUAUAUCAAAAAAAAAAGAUAGGAUUUUGUUAAAUUGGCAACUGAAAAUUUAUAUAUACAAUUUUGUGCUC
Amaranthus tricolor (Joseph's coat) is the source of this 3134-nucleotide messenger RNA. Its product is annotated as probable UDP-N-acetylglucosamine--peptide N-acetylglucosaminyltransferase SPINDLY. NCBI's taxonomy places the organism in Eukaryota, Viridiplantae, Streptophyta, Magnoliopsida, Caryophyllales, Amaranthaceae. The transcript is spliced from 10 exons. Gene Ontology annotation, molecular function: protein binding. The record is from RefSeq and is a predicted model, not a curated record. The coding region runs from base 159 to 2075 and encodes 638 amino acids.